GAACACCUUUUAUUUAUCCAAAUUUUGUUCCAAUCUAUAACCUCUUUUUAUUUGUUGAAGCUCUGAAGGUACAAAAAGAACUGCUCUGGGCUCUCUCAAUCUCUCAUUUCGUUUGGAAUUCGUUGAGUUUUAAGGUUUUUGAGUAAUGGAAGAGCAGUUUAUACUCAGAGUUCCGCCUUCUAUUGCAGAGCGAUUAGACCGCCUUUUGAGUGAGAAUGAAAAUGCUUCAUCUUCUGAAGACAAGUCAUUGGAUUUGUCAUUUUCUGAGGAUGGGAGGAGUGGCACAUUUGUCAUUGGCAAUGAUCGUUUUCCAGCAUCUCUCUUGGAGCUUCCUUGUGUUGUGGAAUCAUAUAAAACAUACGAUGACAGUGUGUUGAUCAAGACUGCAGAUGUUGGUCAGAUGAUUAUGGUUAGAGAAGCAGAUGAUGCUGCUCCAGAUGUGGUGGAGUACAGACAUGGUCUCACCCCUCCUAUGAGGGAUGCUCGAAAGCGGAGAUUUCGCAGGGAACCAGAUCUAAAUCCUGAGCUUGUGCAGCGUGUUGUGAAAGAUAUGCUGAAGAUCAAUGCUGGUGCAACAGCUGAGAAUGUUGAUGCUGAAAUUGCUGAGCAAGAGGAAGAUGGAGAUGGAAGUGUUCGUAAUGCAAGCAAAAAACCUGUGCCUGCACCUGUGACAAAGGCUGAUGCUCCAGAGACUGGAACAAAUGUUGGGGAGCCUGACAGAAGUGACUCCGACGAAUCAGAUGACUCAAUUUGACUCUAAGCCGGUUUUAGAAUUUAAAAUAUGUUUAUAGGAGUAACAAGAGUUUGUAUCUUGCAAUUUGUCUGUUUGGUUUGAAUAUUUUGUUGAAAAUAUCUGAAGUAAUAUGGUGGUAAAUUAAGAGCA
Quercus robur (English oak) is the source of this 883-nucleotide messenger RNA. RefSeq names its product transcription initiation factor TFIID subunit 7. Gene Ontology annotation, biological process: RNA polymerase II preinitiation complex assembly; transcription initiation at RNA polymerase II promoter. Lineage: Eukaryota; Viridiplantae; Streptophyta; Magnoliopsida; Fagales; Fagaceae. Gene Ontology annotation, molecular function: RNA polymerase II general transcription initiation factor activity. The coding region runs from base 146 to 754 and encodes 202 amino acids. Gene Ontology annotation, cellular component: transcription factor TFIID complex. The record is from RefSeq and is a predicted model, not a curated record. The transcript has 6 exons.